Messenger RNA from Botrytis fragariae, 1356 nucleotides. RefSeq names its product putative enoyl- hydratase isomerase family protein. NCBI's taxonomy places the organism in Eukaryota, Fungi, Ascomycota, Leotiomycetes, Helotiales, Sclerotiniaceae. Bases 1 to 1356 code for a protein of 451 amino acids. The transcript has a single exon. The record is from RefSeq and is a predicted model, not a curated record.
AUGCUUUCGAAGUCAAUGCCGAACGACUGCUCGGAAGAGUAUAUAUUUACGUCCUUAAAAGUCGCACAAGAACCUUCAGUAGUUGACUCAGCAUUACCCGCUAUUUAUUCAAGAAGAGUCCUGAUUUUCUCAACAAAUGACAAUCAUAGCAUCUCGGAAGCAGUUCGAGCCUUAUGCAAAGCAAUGGAAAUGCUUGUAGAGCGGUAUUCCGUACUAGCCAAUAGCGUGAGCUGUGCAUCGGGUACUUGGAGAUUCUCACCCGGCCAGGCAAGACUUAUCAUCAAAGAACUACCUUUGACUUUCAAGGAAUUGGAAGAUGCGAAUUUCUCAUCCAAGCUUUUAAAGCAUGAUGAGCUGAGCUCCGUUGUUGAGAUGGUGGACUUUGAAAAUAAUUGGGAUUGUUGUAAGAUUCAAGCAAAUUUCAUCGAAGGUGGUCUUUUGCUAUGCAUAUCGAUUUUACAUAUUGCUAUGGAUGGUGUGGUUAUUACACGGGUCAUACAAGACUUGGCACAAUAUACUUGUGAUAAUCGUGGACCGGUAGUGAAGAUGAUCCCAGCUGCGUUGGAUCGCUCUCGACUUUCGAGGUCGAGCUCCGUAGCGGACAUUGCGAAGAUGCCGGCUUUCUUGAUUUUGAAUGAAGCUUUUGAUUUUGCUUCAAGAGUAAAAGGUUCUAUUUCAUCGACAAUGUACAGGCUCAAGAAUGAGUCUGUGAAUCAACUGAAAUUAGAUUGUUCCGUGGGCUUACCACCCGAUUGUCCGUUCAUAAGUAGUCAUGACGCGGUUUGUGCACUCCUUUUUCGACAGAAGAUUAAAGCUCGUGUCAAGGCAGGCAUCAUCACUCCUGCUGACAUGGUUCAAUACUCAUUCCCUGUUGAAUUUCGAAGAACAAUACAUCCACCUUUACCAUCCGAUUUCGUCGGCAAUGCCGUCAUAUUCACAGGUACACCAUUUCUGUUAGUGGAAAACCUCCUGAAACCCGAAGGGCUAUCACUCGCGGCAGCCGCAAUUCGUCAAGGUAUUAGAGAUGUCGAUGCCGGUUUUAUCGAUAAUGCAAUUGCGGUAAUGGGAAGUUUGAAGGAUCCGAAAACACUUAACUAUUAUGGCGCGAUACAUGGUAAGACGACGGGAAUAACUUCCACUUCGUACAAAGGAUUUGUAAUGCCAAAUGAUUGGCAUCCUGCGAUUGGGGAAUAUCAACUCAUGAGAUUGUUACAUGGUGGGUUUGGUGAUGGUAUGUUUGUGGUGAUGCCAGUGAGGGACUCGGGGUGGGAGGUUAUUGUUACGUUGGAUGAGGUGGCCAUGGACGUCUUUGAGGAUCAGCAAUGGAAUGAAUAUACAGUCAAGAUAGAGGUGUAA